GGUCACGUCAUAUCCCGUUCACCUUCGCAUCGGCAACCACGCCAGAGGCCGUUCCCAGCCACGAUAUAGUUAGACUCGCGCCUCCUCGGCUUUGCUGGCAUAUCCAUAGCAAUUAUUUUUUCCCUUGCCCAGAAACACCUUCCACAUCCCCCCCUCAGCAAGAGCAUUCCCCCGCGUCUGCUUGCCCCCACUCUGCGCUCAGGUAGUCUAACCACGCACAACACGGGCAAAGCUCUCGCACCACCGCCACGAUGAGUUCCCUCAAGAAAGCGCUUGAGAAGCUAAAGCCCGGGCACCACGGGUCGUCGGCCUCGGACGAUGAGAAGAGCAGCGGCGUCAAGUCUCCCACUUCCGUCAAUGGCCGCGCUCAGUCGCCUGCCGCAACGCCGCGCUCUUCCGUCACCCUAGGUCGCUCCCGACCAAGCGGCGAGCACAAACGUGGAGACGUUGCGUCUCCCACCGACAGCAGGACCAGCAUCGACCAGCCCCGCGGCUCCCUCAGCGGCAUCCUCCACCGCCGCACCGAGAGCCCGAACCGCACUGGCACCAACAAGUCCGGAUCCAGCCACCAGCGCUCCGGCUCUCUCUCCACCCACAGCCCCAUGCGAGCCGUCAAGGAGAAGCUGCACAUUGGUAACGACUCGAGCGACGAAGAUGCUCCCCUCAACCGCGAAGGUGAGCCCAUGUCUCGUGGCCAACUGCGCAAACACGAGAAGCAGGCACAGCAGGAGGAGCGUCACAAGCAGAACUUGGAGAAGGAACAAGAACUGGAGCGCAGGAGGAAGGAGAUGGAGCAACAAGCCCUGGCUGAGUUGACCCCGGAGCAGAGGUCCAAGUACGGUGUCAUCCACCCCAACUCCUACUCGGGAGAGUGGAAGCAUGAGCCCCGCCACAAGAUCCAGGACUUCUCUGCAAAGGAUGUCGGCAAGGAGGUUGUCUUCCGUGCCCGUAUCCACCACCUCAGGAAGAUGAGCUCCAAGUUCGUCUUCUUGAUGUUCCGCCAACAGCUCGCUACUAUCCAGGGUGUCCUCUUGGAGCACGCCGACAUCUCAAAAUACAUGCUGUACUGGGCUGAGCACUUGGACGCCGAGACCAUUGUCCUGGUCAAGGGUAUCCUGCAGGAGCCCAAGGCCAAGCAGGGCGAGGUUCUCGGUGCCACCAUUCACGACGUCGAGGUUUCCGUCCACGCCCUACAUGUCGAGGCUGCCGUCACAGACCACCUUCCCUUCAAUGUCAACGAGGCCGAGGUCUCGCAGGCUGAGGUUGAUGCUGAGCUAGCACAGGGAGACCAUAAGGAAGGCCACACGCGUGUCAAGAUUGCAGACCGUACACGCUUGAACAACCGCGUUAUUGAUUUGAGGACAACAGCAUCUCAGGGUAUCUUCCGCAUUCAGUCCGGUAUCUGCAGACUCUUCCGUAAUCAGCUCGACUCGGAGGGUUUCAUCGAGAUCCACACUCCCAAGCUGCAGGGUGGUGCCACUGAGUCGGGUGCCAGCGUGUUCAAGAUCGACUACUUCGGUCGUGGCGCGUUCCUUGCACAGAGUCCUCAAUUGGCCAAGCAAAUGGCCAUCUCCGCAGACUUUGGCAAGGUGUACGAGAUCGGUGCCGUCUUCCGUGCCGAAAACAGUAACACCUACCGUCAUUUGACCGAGUACACUGGUCUCGAUCUGGAGAUGCAGAUUGACGAGCACUACCACGAAGUCCUCCGUGUAUUGGACCGCACCUUCAAGGCCAUUUUCAAGGGCAUCUACGAGCAAUACCGUCCUGAGAUUGAGGUUAUCAAGAAACACUUUCCACACGAAGACCUUGUCUGGCUGGACCAGACACCUAUCAUUCCCUUCGCUGACGGUGUUCGUAUGCUAAACGAGUCUGGCUGGAGGGAUGACGAUGGCAACGAGCUUGACGUGAACGAGGAUCUAGGCACCAGAGAUGAGGUGCAACUUGGUCGUGUCAUCAAGCAGAAGCUUGGAACCGACUACUACAUCCUAGACAAGUUCCCAGCCAAUGCGCGCCCAUUCUACGCCAUGAACGAUCCCAACGAUCCUACUGUUACCAACUCUUUCGAUAUCUUCUGCAGAGGCCAGGAGAUUCUCAGUGGUGGUCAGCGUAUUCACGACUCUAACCUGCUCUUGGAGAAGAUGCGUAAGCUCAAGGUUGACCCCGGCUCCAUGGAGGAGUACAUCCAGGGCUUCCAGUGGGGAGCACCGCCCCACGGUGGUGGUGGUAUUGGUCUUGAGCGUAUUCUCAUGUUGAUGAUGAACCUCGGAAACAUCCGUCAUGCUUCUAUGUUCCCUCGCGACCCCAAGAGUUUACCGGAGCGGCCAGUCAUCAAGCAGCUGCGUCAUCCUGAGGCAAGCACUAUGCACCCUCCGUGGGAAGGCCAGGAUCGUGCUGUUGCCAAGAUCGAUCUACAGCCUAUCGAGAAGCUUAUCGCCAACUACGGUGAUGCCACAAACACCUCGUGGCUGGAGCCUCGCACAGAGAUCUGGCGCGACGAGAACACUGGUGCAGCUGUUGGCUUCGUACCUCAGGAUGGUUUCGCCAUUACUGUUGGUGACCCUCUUUGCCACGAGUCUCAAUAUCUCAAGACCAUGGCUGGUUACCUCAAGUACAUCAAGAAGGAGCGCAACCUCAAGCCGCUCUGGCUUCUUGUAGGAUCUGCCACAGAGGAGGUUCUCGCAACCAAGUUCAACUGGCGCACAUUCUCUGUUACUGGAGAGCAGCGUGUAGACCCAGUUCACAACCCUGCGGACAAGGACUCUGACGUUCAGCGCAAGAUCCGUCACGCAGAGAAGGAGGGUGUCAAGAUCAGUGACUACGCUCUCGGCUCACCACCACCGGCAGAUGUCAAGCAGAAGGUUGAUGCCCGUGUAUCAGACUGGUUGAACAACCGCAAGGGCAAGCAGGUCCAUCUGACCAACAUUCACCCAUGGCAGGAUGAGGAGCAUCGUCAAUAUCACAUUGCCUACACGCCUGAUGGUACCAUCGCUGCGUUCGUCGCAAUGGCCCAACUCUCACCUGAUCAUGGCUGGCAGGUCAAGUACUCGCUCGAUUUCCCCGGCGCACCGGGUGGUUCGAUUGAGUACAUCGUCACGCAUGCUCUCAAGCAAGUCGCCGCCAGUGGUGCGACCAGCGUCACCUUUGGUGGUGGUGCUAGCUCGAAGUUCAGUCCGGGACACAACGUCAAGGGCACUCGUGUCAAGGUGCUCAGCCGCGCAUACCACGCCAUCGCGACCGAGCUCAAGCUCACAAACAAGACUGAGUUCCGUGAGAAGCUAGGUGCAGUCGAUGACCCAAGCUACAUCUGUUACCCACCCCAUGGGCUGGGCCCUAUGGCGGUCAAGGCCAUCUUGAACUUCUUCUCAGACGAUGAUGACAACAACUAAGUAACGUGUUGGUGGAUGAUAUACACGCUAGGAUAACGAUACAUUGAUGGAUGGUCGAAGGCAUGAUACCACAAGGCGUUUUGCUGUACGAGUAGGCGGUACCUUUUACCUGUCUGACUCUUUUGAUGGGACAUUUGUAGCGGGAGGACGUUAAGGUAGAUAGCGUUGUUUCUUAAUGUAAUACCCCCAUGAAAAUGUUUUGUCUUCUCGAUCAAUGUGAGAUAUGCUUAUGAA
Alternaria alternata is the source of this 3620-nucleotide messenger RNA. Its product is annotated as aspartyl-tRNA synthetase. The record is from RefSeq and is a predicted model, not a curated record. Lineage: Eukaryota; Fungi; Ascomycota; Dothideomycetes; Pleosporales; Pleosporaceae. Gene Ontology annotation, cellular component: cytosol; aminoacyl-tRNA synthetase multienzyme complex; cytoplasm. Gene Ontology annotation, biological process: aspartyl-tRNA aminoacylation. Gene Ontology annotation, molecular function: ATP binding; aspartate-tRNA ligase activity; RNA binding. The transcript has a single exon. Bases 252 to 3386 code for a protein of 1044 amino acids.